AGGGGGGCAGUUAUUAAAAUGACUCACAUUGCUUUACUAGUCACCUUAGUUUUCGCCUCCUUGUUUUUGGUAGAAAGCAGGGUGAAACGACAUUCCGAUGCAUCUCUGGAGAUGGUCCACGUGAUCUUUAGACACGGGGACAGAACGCCAGACAAGGAUGUCAUAUACAAGAACGACCCUUACGUCAAUGAGACCUACUACCCUAUAGGACACGGUCAGCUGACAAAUGCUGGGAAAAGGAAGGAGUACCAGAUCGGCAAAGCCCUGAGGAGGAGGUACUCCACCUUCCUGGCCAACUUUACCCUGGACACCGUCGACUCGAGAUGCACGGACUACAACAGGACCAAGAUGUCCCUGCAGCUCGUCCUAGCUUCCCUGUUUCCGCCGAAAGGCGACCACGUCUGGGAGAAGAAGCUGAACUGGCAGCCGGUACCUUUCAACUACUGGCCGCUGAAAGAGGACCACGUUCUGGGGGACCCCAUGAAGAACUGUCCGGUGUACAAGGAGGCUUUUUUCCACCAUCUGAACUCGAAAGAAGGUAAGGCGAUGUAUGAGAAGUACGAGAAGCUCCGGAGGUACUUGGAACACCACGCCGGGGAAACUUUGCACAGCAAGAAAUUCGCGUCAUUGUACUUCACUCUAACGACAGAGCACGAGAACGGUUUGAAGAUGCCGGAAUGGGCAGAGCCCGUCUACCCACUGAUCAAACACCUGGCCAUCAUGGAUUAUAACGUCAGCACAGCCACCCCUCAACUAAAACGCUUGGCAUCAGGAUUUUUGGCGAGGAAAAUAAUAGGAGACACCAAGGCGAAGAUACGGGGCGAGAAAUAUUCCCGCACCAAGGUUUUCUUGUAUUCGGCUCACGAGUCUAAUGUGGCUCACUUUUUGCGGUUCCUCGGUGUGUUCCACUCGCACGUGCCACCCUACGGCAGCUAUAUUUCUGUCGAGGUCCACAACUAUAACGGGGAAAGGGGGUUUAAGGUUUACUACCAAGACUAUUCCACGGAGAAACCGAGGAAGGUAAGGCUGCCGCGUUGUGGCAGUUUCUGUAAAUUGGACGACUUCGAACGUUUUUACGGACAUUUAAUGCCACAGUCCGAAAAGGAAUGCUUUUAGAAAAAAAUCUGGCACUUAAAGGGUAUUUUACGCCUACGUACUUCGUUGUCUUGAUUAUAAAAAUAAUCUGUGGUAAUGCAAUAAAAAAAAAUAAAAACAUUGCACUCUUUC
Molecule: messenger RNA, 1227 nt
Organism: Anoplophora glabripennis (Asian longhorned beetle)
Lineage: Eukaryota; Metazoa; Arthropoda; Insecta; Coleoptera; Cerambycidae
Product: venom acid phosphatase Acph-1
Exons: 6
Coding region: 19-1116 (365 amino acids)
Biological process (GO): dephosphorylation
Molecular function (GO): phosphatase activity
Source: RefSeq, a predicted model, not a curated record